Messenger RNA from Solenopsis invicta (red fire ant), 1027 nucleotides. RefSeq names its product farnesyl pyrophosphate synthase-like. Gene Ontology annotation, molecular function: dimethylallyltranstransferase activity; (2E,6E)-farnesyl diphosphate synthase activity. The transcript has 4 exons. Gene Ontology annotation, biological process: trans, trans-farnesyl diphosphate biosynthetic process. Bases 284 to 1027 code for a protein of 247 amino acids. NCBI's taxonomy places the organism in Eukaryota, Metazoa, Arthropoda, Insecta, Hymenoptera, Formicidae. The record is from RefSeq and is a predicted model, not a curated record. Gene Ontology annotation, cellular component: cytoplasm.
UGAUACGUUUUUAAACAAUCUUUAAAAACGCAGAUACAAGCUGCUGCCAUCAUGGUUGAUGAUUUACAAGACCAAUCGUCAUUUCGGCGAGGUAAACCAUGUUGGUACUGAUGCAACCAAAAUGAACUAGCAGCAAUAACAGAUGCUCUAAAGUUGCAGCAUUGUAUAUUUUAUUUAAUUAAAAAAAAUUUUUAAUGAAAAGAAUGUUACGUAGAUCUGUUAGAAACAUUCGAGGAAAUAAAUGAAGAUAUUUCAGAUUAUACAUACCAAUUAUAUUUAAAUUAUGUUAACUUAUCUGUUCUUUCUUUUUAUUUGUCAGAUUACAUUAAAAACAAUAGAUGGCCAGAUAUUAGACCUGCAGCUGCCCACCAAUGAGGAGAAGCCAAAUUUGGAAUUAUUUACAAUGGAUACAUAUAAUUGUAUUGUUAGAAACAAGACGUCCUAUUAUUCUGUCGCUUUGCCAAUAACAAUAGCAAUGCAUUUGGCUGGAAUAAAAGACCGAGAAAGUUUUAUGCAAGCAGAAUCAAUUUCAUUAGAAAUAGGACAUUUGUUUCAAGUUCAGGAUGACUUCUUGGAUUGCUUCGGAGACUCAGAAGUUAGUGGCAAAGACAGCACUGAUAUUCAGGAUGGAAAAUGCACAUGGUUUAUUGUCGUGGCUCUUCAACGCGCUGCUCCGGAACAGCGUAAAAUUUUAGAAGCAUGUUACGGCUUUUCGGAUCCGGAGAAAGUAAAACGCGUAAAACAACUGUACACUGAUUUAAAUUUGCAAAAAAAUUACAUGUUGUACAAAAACAAAGUAUAUUAUUCAUUAAAUAAACGUGUACAGCAGAUGUCAUCACGACGAAGUUUGACGAAAACUAAAUGUGAAAAUUGUCGUAACGACAUGAUGAAAAUUUCCACGGAUGAUGCGACAGCAAAUGAAAAGUAUAUUGAAUAUUAUGAAUAUUCAGAUGAUGAUGAUGAUGAAGAUGCUCUAACAGUGACAAAAUUAGUGAGACCAACUACUAUCUGCACAAAUAUUAUAUAG